GCGGGAAGGGGCCAUGGUCGACGACAACCCGUUCGACGAGUACAGCAGCGACGGCGGCAACCCAUUUGACUCGCAUGAUCGGUCGGGUGGCUCGGGCGAGGAUGCUGGCGGGCGGGCCGGUGCGGGAACCAAGUCGGCGCGGGCCAAGGUCGCCGCUGACCCGAUCUCGCUGGCCGAGAAGCGGGCCGAGCUUGACCGGCUGGAGGACGAGCUCAACUAUCGUGAAAAGACGAUUGAGCAGCGGGAGCGCGAGGCGCUGGGUGCACGUCCGGCGAACUGGCCGCCGUGUAAGCCGAUUGUGCACAUGGACAUUGUGGAGGAGAUCCCGGCCGAGGCGCAGAGCGUGGUGACCAACGUGUACCGGCUGUGGAUACUCACGUACAUCAUGCUUGUCGUCAAUCUGGCUGCCAUCAUGACGGCGCUGAUUGAGGAUGUGACUGGCGUUGGCCCGUUUGCACUUGCUCUCCUCUUUGCGCUUCUCUCGCCGCUCCUCGCGUUUUACACCUGGUACUGGUCGCUGUACAACGCAACGCGCCAAGCCAAGGCCUCGCUCUUCCUCAUCUUCUUUGUCUGCUUCUUCAUCCACAUCCUGGGCUGCCUCUUCUACGCGCUAGGUGUUCCGGGCACCGGCGCUGCCGGCUUUAUCAUUGCCAUCAAGGCGUUCAAUGACAAGGCGACGGCAAGUGGUGCGUUUUGUCUCAUCUCUGCCUUUGUUUGGCUCUUUGACGGGUGCUCUGCCAUCUACCUCAUGGUCCGCGCCCAUCAAUACUACCGCUCCCAGGGCCACACGCUGCAGGACGCCAAGCGCGAGGCUGCCGUCAGCGUCGCCACCUAGGUGGAGUUAAACCGACCAUCCAGA
Messenger RNA from Thecamonas trahens ATCC 50062, 859 nucleotides. Its product is annotated as secretory carrier-associated membrane protein. Bases 14 to 835 code for a protein of 273 amino acids. The transcript is spliced from 2 exons. Lineage: Eukaryota; Apusomonadida; Apusomonadidae. Gene Ontology annotation, cellular component: trans-Golgi network membrane; recycling endosome membrane. The record is from RefSeq and is a predicted model, not a curated record. Gene Ontology annotation, biological process: protein transport.